UUUGGGGACGAGUUUUUGGGAAUGUGCGAUAUCAAGCAUGUGCAGGUACGUAAGGAAGUUUCUUUUUUGUCGCAUUGUGCAUAUAGUAGUUCUUGGGACGACCACCAGCAGGCCUUGAGCCAGUCGAAAUUUCCUCUCACCGAAUGCAGUACUAUCAUGAUCACCUGCCUCCAUGUAGGUCGACCUCGUCUUGCAGUACUGGAAACAAACAUUUAAAAAUCGCGCUCUUCAAGAAAAACCUUUACAUCAUUUUCAAACAGGGGCAUCUUUGUCCCGGUGGAGGUUUCGAACCGGACUUCUCCUUUGGUCAAAACAGCCGGAUGUUGAAAAAAGCCAGCAUUCUCGCCAUUAUGCGAGCCGGUAAGUACAUGGCAGACGGGGUUUAUGACAUCCUCGGCAAGAUGAGCGCCGCGCGCAUCGACUUCCCGCACCAAGCCGGCGAUCUGUUGCCGGAUAAGCACAAUGUCAUCAGUGGGGCGGGCGUGUUUCUUUUGGUGGAUCCGGUGGUGAACAGCGGGGCGACGAUGGUGGAAUUCAUCAAGACCAUUGCCGCGGAGAAGGCGAAGGAGGUGAUCGUGGAGGUGGAGAGAAACAAAAACAAAAACAAAAGUUCUACUUUCCCUGACAACUUCAACUCGACAAACCAACAAAACGAAAACACGAGGACUAGAAACGAAAUCAGAAUCCUGAUGCUGACCGGCGUCGUGCAGGCGGCGACUUUGAACGAAAACAGCGAAUUCAGGAAACAGAUCAAGCAGAUUCAGGAGGAAAACGCACGGUCUACUUCAGCGUGGUUGGUUGUAAAAGUGUAUUUGUUCACCCUUCGCGUUUCGGAGAACCAGUACAAUGGGGUGGGUGGGACUGAUACGGGGAACCGCCUGUUCAACACGGAGGUGUAAAGCAAAAAUAUUUUUAUCUUGUAUAUGUUGUACUAGAAAAGUCAACAUUUGAUUUUGUUUUCGCGCAUUCUUGUUCAGGAUUUGGUUUGCGGACACCGACCUAUCCUGUGGAGCAAUUUCUACUUUUCUUUGAGCAAAUUUAUACACAAGAGUUUCAUGCUUUCACAUACUAGAGGUACCAUCGAAGUACAGUACGGUGUACUACUAUGCAUGUGAAGAAACUUGUUUUUCUUAUUCUUUCAACCCCUAAUUGUUUUUUGUAAGAUUCUCAUUCGUAUAAAAAUAAAUCAAAAUGCAAAAAUUGUGUCUGUUGCAGACCUCAUUCUUGGCACUGCAACUACUGUUUCAUUUAAUAAUUUCGAGCGAUUUCAAGACCAAGGCAAGAAGAAGAAGAAGCUAUUUUGAAACACGUCGUGCCUGUAGUAGUGUCUGCCACUGAAUACAAAUACAUCCUUUAUUCCCAAUGUAGCAGUCGGCAGUCUUGAGAAGGUUUUUACCUGUGCCGUCGAAAGACCAAAAACGCACUAGAUACCAGCUUUCAAAGACGAUUAACGUACGUAGAGUUACUUCGCUCUCCGUAUUUUUAG
This is a messenger RNA of Amoebophrya sp. A120, 1486 nucleotides long. NCBI's taxonomy places the organism in Eukaryota, Dinophyceae, Syndiniales, Amoebophryaceae. The record is from the annotation of a GenBank genome assembly.